AUGACCGAGAAAAUUACUGAUGUUAAUUGUAUAUUACGACCGAUGAACUGCGAAAUUAAUUUGUUAUCAAGAUCCGAUGGUUCCACAAUGUUUAUGCAAGGUGAUACUACAAUUAUCGCAGGUGUUAAUGGACCUUUGGAAACAAGAAGCCAAAAAAUGGCAUAUGACAGGGUUUCAAUUGAAGUUACAUAUACUCCUCUUAAAGGACCAGCGAAGAUUGAUGAUAGAUUAAUCGAAACGUAUAUAAAAGAGACCUGUGAAUCUGCUGUAUUAGUUUCAUUUCAUCCUAACACUAUGGUGUGCAUUAAUCUACAAGAGAUGCAAGAUUCUGGUGGGUUAUUAGCUUGUGCCAUUAAUGCAUCGUGUUUGGCAUUAAUUAAUUCAGGACUUUCAAUGAAAUUCACUGUUGCAGCUGUAAGUUGCAUGAUAGAGAAAGAAACAGGAGACAUAAUCAUGGAUCCUAACAGCUCACAGUUAAAAAAUGCAAAAGCGGAAUUUACAUAUACGUUUGACAGUAUUAAUAAAGAUAUUAUAUGCUGUCAUAGCAUCGGUCAAUUUUCUCAAAACGAAUUUUUAGCUUCGAUGAAUAAAUGCAAGCAAGUGAGUCAAUAUGUGUUCGAUUAUUAUAGGGAAGUUACAAAGAAGUAUGCAAAUACAAUAUAACAAAAUUAUUUAUUUUAAAUAAACAUUCUUUUUU
This is a messenger RNA of Pogonomyrmex barbatus (red harvester ant), 697 nucleotides long. RefSeq names its product exosome complex component Rrp46 (gene Rrp46). Gene Ontology annotation, molecular function: RNA binding. The record is from RefSeq and is a predicted model, not a curated record. Gene Ontology annotation, cellular component: cytoplasmic exosome (RNase complex); nucleolus; nuclear exosome (RNase complex). Lineage: Eukaryota; Metazoa; Arthropoda; Insecta; Hymenoptera; Formicidae. Gene Ontology annotation, biological process: poly(A)-dependent snoRNA 3'-end processing; rRNA catabolic process; nuclear mRNA surveillance.